GUCGUCGCUUGCCGUGGGUUGUCGCCAUUCGCAGGUUUAUCAUCCGCGCAUUUAUUUUUCGAACAAAGUAGUUGCUGUUGCAGGGGGUUUUCCUUUUAGUUUACUGGUAGUGCCAUCUUCAGAUAGACUCGGCAAGAGGAAAAAUGGUGCGCUUUGGCGUCGAGCGGUGGGAUAUCGGGUUCCGCAAGAACGCCACGAUUGAGCUCGACCUUCCUCUGACCACAACUAUUGAAGAAAUGAAGGAGCAGGUAAUCCAGCGCGCGAGGAGCGACAACUUCUUCCCGGCAUGUUACAAAGUCGCAAACAAACGCCACGUCGCGUCCAGCGAGCUACCGCAGACAACUUUGGGGGACCUGAAGAUCACAGAAGGCGAUGUGGUCAAGCUGAUGUUUACGCUCGGAGGCGCACCCUGUGGACCCUAUCCGCAUCAGUGGAUCAACAGCAUCACUGUGAACGGAGUGCCGUUGGAAAUCGAUCGCAAUAAAGGCACCCGUGCCGAAAAGAACUGCAAAGUGACCAAUCCAGUGCCGUGCGAGGCUGCCCCAGAUUGUGGAGCGAUCAUCUCCGUUCAGUGGAGCACCGCGGAGCAAGCGACCGACCCGCGCUCCCUGCAUCUCGAUAACGGGCCCAGGUUCGUGAACAUUGAGCGUCUCGGGGACUUCUUUGGCCUAGCUGCUGCAAACGCGGACUCUGAUCCUGCGAAGAGCACGGCGCUGGAUAGCAUCGAGCGUGAAGAUGGGUAUGGGCCAGCUCGCGACAGCGGGCUGGUGGAUCUCCAAGGUGUUAUUGUGGAGCACGAUUCGGGUUCGCGGCGUACUGUAGUGCGGUGCGGAAAACUUGUGCCGGGCAAGCCCCACUCGUUGUAUACGAGGUCCCUCGGCUCCGGCCAUGUCACCGCGGAGCCAACAACAUCGAUUGCGAAUUACUCUUGUUUCAGGAACCCGCAUGAGUGGUUCUUCGAGACCGCUCCGUUGUCGACCGCAUCUGCACCUUCGCAUGGCGCAACCUCCUCAGGCCCUGCGGCAAAAAAGCGGAAGACCGGUCGUUGAGUAUGAGUUCAGAAGUACAAUAAGAUCGAAAAAGAUGAAGGCAGUGAUGCGAAAGUACUGGUGAAGAAAACAAGAAUGAACGACGAGGUGCAACGAUUUUCAAUCUUCAAUUGAUUUAGCUGUUUUUGUUUCUGCUCAAAGGAAUAAAGCGGUGGACUACCUGCACAGUAUUUUGUUGUUGUCAAUGGUGAAAUUCGGAAUCAGGCACGAACGCUCCGAGUUUUGUUUUUAUGCGGGGCUAGUAACUAAGACCAGAUUCUCAUUUAC
Messenger RNA from Amoebophrya sp. A120, 1316 nucleotides. The record is from the annotation of a GenBank genome assembly. Lineage: Eukaryota; Dinophyceae; Syndiniales; Amoebophryaceae.